Molecule: messenger RNA, 534 nt
Organism: Trypanosoma brucei brucei TREU927
Lineage: Eukaryota; Euglenozoa; Kinetoplastea; Trypanosomatida; Trypanosomatidae
Exons: 1
Coding region: 1-534 (177 amino acids)
Source: RefSeq, a predicted model, not a curated record
AUGAUACGACACCCUUUUAUAAUUAUUUUUUUUUGUUUUCCUCUCCACCUUUUUGUUUUCUCGCCUCUCUCAUCAUAUAUUUCUUGCCUUCACACAUUUUUCUCAUGGCUGUUUUUUUUUCCAUUUACGAUUUCUUUUGUUUUUUGUUGUUUUUGUUGUUUGUUAUUAUUCUUUCUUUCUUUACUUUGUUUUUUGUUUUUCGAAGUUUUUUUUUCUUUUUUCCCUUUGUUUUUUUUAAAAUUCCUACAUAUUAUGGGUAUCUUCGGUUUCUAUUUAUGUUUCCUUUUUUUUUUUAUCAUUUUUAUUAUUACUUUAAAUUUUGUUUAUUACUGUUUUUCUUUUGUUUGUUUUGUCACCUUCUGUUGCUCUCAUUAUUAUCAUUGUACACAACCGUCUCGUGUUGUUGUUGUUGUUUCCUUCUUUUUUUUUUCGUGUGCUGUAGUUAAAGAGAUUCAAUCGAGAAAAAAAAGAAUAAUAACAAUAAUAAAAAGGAUAGAGCAACGUGAGAAGGAAAGAGAACGUCAAAAUAGGUGA